AUGGGCAUGUUUUCUCUGUCAGGAAUGAUGGACAACAACAGAUCCGGAGGUGAGCGCGUCACACCACGCGAGGAUCAAGUCCUUUAUUCGGAGAAAGGAGCACGAGUCCCGGUGUAUUGGAAGAGAGAAUAUCGGAGUAAGACUCCAACAGCUAUAUCUCCACUGGAAAUGCCAACUACAAGUCUACAAUUAAAUAACAACAACCCAUGGAAUCCCACAAAAUCCAUCACUCGGUGCUCCGCAGGAACGUACACUGCUAACCCAACCUGCCCAAUUCACAUCGCAAUUGGCAAUUCGCCGUCAGCUGGCAUCCAAAAUCCAGACACAACUGCCGCCACAAGCUCAAGCCCUAUCCUUACCAUCCCUUAG
Molecule: messenger RNA, 369 nt
Organism: Paracoccidioides lutzii Pb01
Exons: 2
Coding region: 1-369 (122 amino acids)
Source: RefSeq, a predicted model, not a curated record